CAUACAUGCUGCAAAUAAUACCUCGACUGCUGGUGAAGGCUACCAGGUGGGUCAGAUAGUCAAGAACCAGCGGCGGCUGCAGCGGCAGUGUAUUCAAAGCAGACGACUCGUUAGCUCGUUUCGUGCUCGCCCAGCGUUAAGUGAUCUGGCUGACUGCAACAUAGUUCAGCAGCUGGAAUACUCUCCUUUCAAGCUGUCUCCCAGCUUGCUUUAUCAUCCUCAGCUCAGGUGUAUAUCAAGGUGCUGCACGAGUUCUGCUUUGUGGGAGAAAGCACUUGGGAGCAAUGGUGUUGACUGCCCGAGCCACCUCUCCAUUCCAGAGAGCAACUAGAGCUUCAACAGGAGUGCCUGCUAUACCAGCUGGAAAAUCCCCCACAGUCCUCAGAAACGGACCUUCUCUGGAUGCUCUAACAGAAUGUCGCACCAUCAUGUGAUUUGCUCAACAUACUGAUCUUCAGAACAUUUACGCCAUUAUACCAAGAAAACAGAGAAUGUGUUGAAAGACAGGCUUGUGUGGACCAUUUCUAGGAGGGUCUAUUCAUUAUGUUCCUGGGAUCUAAGAAGAAAGGCCUAUACCUGUCUAGUGUGGUGCUACUUCAGAAGAUGCAGAAAAAACAGAACUGCAAGUUACAAAUAACACGAAUGAGGUUCUUGUUCUUCACUUAAACUUAGACCUUUAGCAAAGCUAAACAUUAAGAAAGGACUGAGUGAACAAGAUCUGGAUGCAGAAGAACAAAAAUAUUAACGUCUCUUACAUCUGAAAAACAAGACGACUCAUCUGACUGGUAAUCUGAAGACUUCAAAAGCAAAUUCUUCUGAAACGACAUGAAUACAGAUAGUGGUGGGUGUGCUCGCAAACGUGCUGCCAUGUCUGUCAAACUAACUGCCGUGAAGAGAGUUCAGAGUUCUCCAAACCUAUUUACCGCAGGACUUGAUUCUCUGUCUCCAGAUUCAGCAAAAGGCUUUCGAAGUGUCCGGCCAAAUCUACAGGAGAAGAAAUCACCAGCUCAGGCACCCCCACUACCUCCUAGGAAAGAAAGUUUUGGUAGAUCUGGAAUAACUAAUCACAAAAAGAAUGAAAUUAACUCCCGGUCCAUAACCACCAAACAAACAAAAAAAUUUCCUCCUGAUGCUGACUACUAUACUAACAAGGAGUCUGUUCGGAGGACAGUUUAUGCUAAAAAAGCUAACACGAGUGUGUCUUACACACAAAAACUCACCAAGCCUUUGGCCUCAGUUUCCAGCACAAAAACAAUAGCUGGUAUUAGAACUACAAUUCAUCAAGGCCACAAACAGCAGUCUCAAAAACGUAGAGUCUCUGCCCUGAAAUUAACUCGGGCACGAAAUGUAUCCAGUAGUGUUCCUUGUCGUACACAGCAACAGCCUCUGCCUAUUGAAACAUCAGUAACUCCACAGAGGCCUGUCUCACCUGCCUGUCACCCUGUGCCUGAGAUACACAAAGCAUCUCUCUCAAUUCAGAUAGUACCCAUCCCUGAUAAUAAAGCAGAGCCUCAAAGCCAACAUCAUCCACCUAGGCUUUCUCCAGACACUUCAAAGAUGCCUCCAAACAAUAUGCAACACAUGUCUACAGUUCCUUCUGCACAGUCCACAGAAUGCAAUGUGCUCGGAAACCAGAAAGUAACUGCCAAUGUGAUGGAGGUAAAUGCUUCACAGACACACAGACAAACUUCAACCGAAGCUUCGCCACUGCCUCCUUCACCUCCUCCUUCCAUGGUAUCGAUUAACAGACCCUCUCUCUCACCUGACAGUGCCGCCCACGUAGCAUCAUUUAUUUUGCCACCACGUGAUGAUUUUUGGCCUUCACGCUUUUAUAGAACCCUGGCCCUUUCACGUUUUUCAUAUACAUACCCUUUCCUAGCUCCUGACAGCACUAUCCACAGGACUGAAACAGCUUCUGUUAUGACAGACUCAGCCAUGAGCGAGUACUCCUCUCACACAGUGAGCGAGUCCUCCACUGCCAUUCUAGAUGAGCUACAGAGUUGUAACUAUGAUACUACUGACCGUUCUGAAACACCUUCCCCAACUUUGAGCCAGAUGUCUGUCGUGUCAGAUGGCACCACCUUAACCACCACUGCUGCCGGCUCUCAUGCUCAGAUAACAGUGAAUGGAAAUUCUAGUUCUGCUGCCAGCCCCAUGAGCUACUUUCAGAGACCUUUCUCCCCUUCAGCAUACUCCCCACCAGCCUCACUCAAUUCAAGCACAGUUGUUCUGCAACACAGCAGGACAAUGGAAUCCACGGAGACAUACUCACAGCAUGCCCAUUCUGUUGGCGGCAGCAGCACCCCCAGCAGUACAAUACCAAUCUGUAGAACUUCAGAAGAAGAGAAGAAAGUCACAGUCAUUAAAGCACCACAUUAUGCAGGGAUUGGCCCAGUAGACGAGUCAGGAAUCCCAACCGCAAUUAGAACGACAGUUGACAGACCAAAAGAUUGGUAUAAGACAAUGUUCAAGCAAAUCCACAUGGUUCACAAGCCUGAUGACGACACAGACAUGUAUAAUACUGCAUAUGCAUAUAAUACUGGUAACUUCAGCCCAUCCUUUUCUACUCAAGCACAUCCUGCUGCGAAGACUCAGACAUACAGGCCACUGACAAAAAGUACUUCUGACAAUGGCACCGAAUCCUUUAAGGUUUCAUCCCCUGUACCUCCACCCCCUCCUGUACCACCAGUCCGUCCACGGCAAAGAUCUGCACCAGAGAAAAAUGACUGGGAUCCCCCUGAUAGAAAAGUAGACACACGCAAAUUCCGUUCAGAACCAAGGAGUAUUUUUGAAUAUGAGCCAGGGAAAUCCUCCAUCCUUGAACAUGAAAGACCGACUGGUCGCAUAAACCCAGAUGACAUAGAUUUAGAAAAUGAACCCUGGUAUAAAUUCUUUUCAGAGCUGGAGUUUGGACGCCCGCCUCCUAAAAAGCUUUUGGAUUAUGUUCAAGACAAUCCUCCAGGUCUUUCUAAUGAGACUUCCUUAUACUAUAGUCCAGCAGACAGAGGCUUGGACAGACCAUCGAGUUCUGCAAGUACUGCAAGUGACUACAGGAAAAGGAGGAAGUCAGAACCUGCAGUAACUCAUCAAAGGACACACACUGAUCAUAAUGCAAGCCGGACAAGUCUGGGCCGUACAGAUACACAGAGCACAUACUCCACCCUUAGGAAACCUGUUACUAGCUCUUCUCCAUCUUCUCCAUCACGAGCAAAAGGUGGGGAAAUUAGCAAAGUAUAUUCAUCCCUAUCCAGUUAUUCAGUGCCCAACCAUAACACCUCAAAUGAAUUAGAUUGCUGUAGAAACUACGGACAGCGCUUGGCUGUUCCAAAUGACUCAAGAAGGGCAAUCAGCUACAAGAAUGGUUGGCAAAUGUCCCGUCAAAAUGCAGAAGUCUGGAGCAGCACGGAAGAGACUUCCUCUCCAAAGCGGAAAUCUCGUAGCUGUGAUGACUUACUGGCAGAUGAUCACUGUAGCUUUCGCGACCCACAGAAUAAGUCUGAAAGCAUGGUAUCUCUGUUAUGUGAAGAAGAUUCCAAAAGUGGUUCCUCACUUACCUGGGCCUCCCCAUAUGCUUCUGAGAGCCGUGGUUCCAGUAGAUCAAGAGCGCGUCAAAGAUCUGCACACGAUGCCCCUGGAUUUCUAAAAAUGUAUAAGAGAAUGCACCGUAUCAAUCGCAAAGACUUGCUUAAUUCAGAGGUUAUUUGUUCUGUAAAAUCCAGGGUAUUACAGUAUGAAAAAGAACAGCACAAAGGCCUGCUACAGGAUUGGAAAGAAUCCUCCACUGAGGAGGUACCCAGAGACAUGGUGCCCAACAGAAUAUCUGAGUUUGAAAAGCUAAUUCAGAAGUCAAAAUCGAUGCCAAAUUUGGGUGAAGAAGCAUUAUCAGCAGUAACCCUUCUUGAGCCCACUAAAAAUGGCUUAUGUGGAAAGAGGAGAUUUUCUAUUGAGUCGUUGCUGGAGGAGGAAAAUCAAGGUAGACAUGCUGCUCAGGUACAAAGGAAUUGCAGAUCUAAAACUCUGGUGCCAAUUCAUAUUGAAGUAACCAGUGAAGAGCCACAAAGAUCACAUAUGGAAUAUUCAGACAGUGACCAAGAUGGGGUGGUUUCAGACCUCAGUGACUUCAUACAAAUAGAGGGUUCAUCUUUUUGUAGUGAAAGUGAUUUUGACCACUUUUCUUUUACAUCUUCUGAAAGUUUUUAUGGAUCAGGUCACCACCACCACCACCACCAUCACCAUCAUCACCACCACAAGCAUCUCAUCAGCUCCUGCAAAGGGAGAUGUCCAGCAUCUUACACCCGCUUCACUACAAUGCUAAAGCAUGAAAGGGCUAAACAGGAAACUACCCCAGAAGACCCUAGAAGGCAAGACUUGGACUCUGGUCUCUCUAAGAUAGCAUUCCUAGUCAGCCCAGUGCCUUUCCGGAGGAAAAAAACUGCAGCCCCCAAAAAGCAGACUGAAAAGACUAAAAGCAAAUCAUCUGUCUUUGAUGCCUUGGACUCUGCUCUUAAAGACAUCUGUGACCAAAUCAAAGCAGAAAAAAGAAGAGGAAGCUUGCCUGACAACAGCAUAUUGCACAGACUUAUUUCUGAGCUACUUCCAGACAUUCCUGAAAGGAAUUCUUCCCUUAAAUCUCUUAGAAAGAGUCCGAAGCACCAGCCUUUUCAUCCACUGCCUCAAGAUGGUGCUGUUCAUUGCCCAUUGUACCAGAAUGAAUGUGGAAGAUUACCUCUUAGUGCCUCUUACCAAGACAUGGAUACCACAAACAACGGCAGCCAAGAAAAUGAUAAUGCACUGUGUUUCCAAGUAGACCAGGGGUCUCCUGGGAACUAUUCUUCAGCUUUCACUGAUGUGGGCCGAUGCACUCCAAAGGAAAGAAGAGGAACUCCAGAGAAAGAGAGACAGCCAGCUAGAGCUGUAUAUGAUUUUAAGGCUCAGACCUCUAAGGAGCUGUCCUUUAAGAAAGGAGAUACUGUCUAUAUCCUCAGGAAAGUGGAUCAAAACUGGUAUGAGGGCGAGCACUAUGGAAGAGUUGGAAUUUUUCCUAUUUCUUAUGUUGAGAAACUUAUUCCCCCAGAAAAAGCACAGCCAGCUCGGCCACCACCCCCAGCACCUAUUGGAGAGAUUGGAGAAGCUGUUGCCAAAUAUAACUUCAAUGCUGAUACAAAUGUGGAAUUGUCACUGAGAAAGGGAGACAGAGUAAUUCUCCUCAGACGAGUCGAUCAAAACUGGUAUGAAGGCAAACUACCGGGAAUCAACAAACAAGGCAUCUUCCCUGUGUCCUAUGUAGAAGUCAUCAAAAAGAAUGCAGGCAAAGGUGCUGAUGACUACCCUCCAAUACCCCAGAGUUUCUCCAGUGAGCGAAUACACCAUUCAAGUUCAAUGAAGUUGGAUUCCAAAGCAUCAUCCCCUCCUCUCAGAUACCGGUCCUCUCCUUGUCCAGAUUCUAAUAAAGGGAAUCUUCAGGCUAUCACCGAUGAAUGGUUGUCACUGACGCUUGGCUUUUCACCUUCAAGCACACCUUCCCCUUCUCCUCCACCUUUUCCUAAAAGCUUUAUUUCUGAUUUAGAGGAACCCAGCUCUCUAGCUUUAACAGGUUUUCAGAGUGCACCAAAACUCCCAGAAAAUAUCAGUCCUCAAGUAAAGCAUGGCCAUUUUGUUCCAAUUACCUCACCAAAGGCCUCCCUCUCCUUUCCUGAAUCUUCAACUUCACCUCAGUCAUUUUCUUCAUCUACCUGUAAAUCACCUCCUCCAGCAACCCAGUUUCAUGGCAGAGCACAUAAGCCUGUCACCAAUGGUAUAAACCUGAUUGAAAGCAAAUGUUGCAAUUUUGAAGAUAUGAGAGGAACCCCCACUGUCAAGGAAAGGAAAAUCUUAUCAGACAGUACUCCAGAAGUGUGUGAAAUGACAGGCACUACUCUUACUCUCUCCAAAGAAGACCCAUUAUUCAGAACACAAAUGGAGAAAGAUGAACAGGAAGAAGAAAUCUGUGAAGAGCUGCUGUCAAUAAUCCAAGGGGGUCAGUCAAAAUGUAAAGAUUCAGGUUUCUACAGACGUGCCCCUGAUGUAACUGAACAACUGGCAAGGCUUCAUAUAGAGGAAGAGCCAGGCCAUGACAAUUUAGAGUCACCAAUAACAAUUGGGAGAGAGCCUAUGGUAUCUUAUGAAGGGGACAGUUCACCAGAAACUAAAAAAGAGCCAACUUCACUUUCCCAUGAGAUGCAAGUGCCUUCCACUUCUCCUUCCUGCCUUGCUUCUACUCCUCCAUUUCACUCAACCAAAGCAUCUGUCUCAGAAUGUGUCUCUACAUCUUCCAAGUCAUCUGUUACCUAUUCGCCCCCUCUCCUUUCCAAACUGUCGUACAGGCAGGAGAAAAAGUCACCAAAGUUAAAGGCCGAUUUAAAAAGAGAGAUCUUUGUCAUCGGCAAACCUCCUCGUAGCCCUGUUAUGACAAGGAGAUCUUGCGGCUCACCUGUCAGAGGGCACAGCUAUUCACAUAGGCCACAGCGCCCUGUAUUUGCUCAUGAAAUACACAGUGGGGGGGAACCGUUUCAGGUUCUGUAUAACUAUACUCCUAGGAACGAAGAUGAACUGGAGCUCAGAGAGGGAGAUGUCAUUGAUGUGAUGGAAAAGUGUGAUGAUGGAUGGUUUGUGGGAACCUCCAGAAGAACAAAAUUCUUUGGUACUUUCCCUGGAAACUAUGUCAAGAGGCUGUGAAAUUUUGUUGUUGUUGUUUUUCCUAUUUAUUUAUGCUGCAUCUCUGCAACACAUCUGCAUAUAAAGCUGCUAGAAAAAACAUGCUCUACCAGCCUUCUGUUUUCCUGCUUUGCAGUUCCAAGUAGAAGCCAUCUAGUUCAUCUUCACCAUCCCCAUCUUCAUUCGCUCGCCAGCAGUAUUACUGUAACCGCUACGAUGGGGUAACUGGGCUUUUAUGAAACAAGAGGAAUUAGUUCUACAUUUAGUACAUUUUUGUGUGCAUUAAAUCUUUUCCUUCCCCUGCCAAUUUGAAACAUGCAAAUAAGAAAAAUUUUAAUGCAAGGUAUAUUGUGACACUUCAAGGAAUUACCCAUAUUAUUUGAGGGUAUUUACUACACUAUCCUUAAGAAAAAUAAUCAGCUCUCACCUCCUUUAAUAGAGCAGGUUGUUGUUUACUACUUUUUAACUGUUGUUUAAGGUUUCACAUUCUUUUUGCACUCAGCAGCAUAUGUUGCUUUCAAUUUGGUGUGUCACAAGUUUGCUUGUUUUACCCAUUUGUGAUAUACGAUAAUGACUAAAAUAGCUUCCAUCCCUUUGUGGUUCUUAAACCAUACACGUGGUUCUUAAGUUUCAAGCAGGUAUAGUUAAUACUGGGACAUUCAAUAAGCUAUUAUUUCCAACAAUAUUUCAAAGAUUUCAUGAGGUUGGACUAAUCUGCACUUAGAAAUUGGGUCAUUGGUUAAAUCUCUUUUUUACAGCCAAGAGCAGCUUCAGAUAUGAAUGAUAUAUGCAGAAAGAGGAAGCCUAAGCUGCACUUCCUGUAUCUGUGCAUGUUUAUGUCCAGGGCCGUAGCUAGGGGAGAGGGCCCGUGUUCAUCCCUCUCUCGGGUGGCCCCCCAGAGUGAGGGAGACAAUGAAGAAAAUAGGGAGGGAUGGAGCUCGAGGGCCCUCAGGAGCUGGGAGCCCGUGUUCUUUGAACCCUUUCGUUCAAUUAUAGCUACGCCCCUGUUUAUGUCUGAAGCAUUGAUGUGGGCAUCUGUCUCUGGGAGAAAUGGAUGUUUCAGUGCAAUGCAUGUAUCUUUCCACAGGGAAAAUGUGCAAACUCCCACAUCAUACAUCAAUCAUGUGCAUGAAUAAAGGAAACAUGAGUGAGUCACACUUUCUGUAAUCAUAUAUAUUAAUGUCCUAAACUGAGUUGUGUGCAUCUGUACAUUGGGAGACCUGACUACUCCCAUUUGCAAGUACAGCAAUGAUAUGAACAAUUAGAGGAAGCUCAACUUGCUCAUGCAGCCUAUAGCUGUAGAUGUCUUUAACAUCUGAAACUUAUCCAAAGGAAAUAAUGAUAACUGCUCGUCAUCAAGGAAGCAGAGAAAGCAAAAAUACUGGGAAAUAAUGAAAAAAUAUUGAGCAAGCCAACAGUAAAACUGUUGAUAUCAUACAUUUCUCUACUAUAUCAAAAAUAGGCACAACAGAGCAUCCAAAAGUUUAGUAUUCAAAAUUUAUCUCAUAAAGUUUCAGCAACAAAAAAGCAAUGUUAGUACAAGGUUUUAUUGUAACAUAGUCACUGGAAAAAUUAUCCACAGAAAGUAUCACGUAAUGCUAUUAUUUUGUUACAUGUUUGUGCAUAAAUUAACACACCUGAAUUAUAUUUUCUUCCUAGCAAUAUAGCAUUAAAACAAAGAAAUAGAAGGGCAUAAGCAUUAAAACUGGUAUAUCUGGGAGGAUUUUUACUGAUGGUAUAGCAUCAAAUAUUUGAACACAAUAUUUGUUUUCCUUAUGUAUGAUGGAAAACACAAGACUUACCACGUCUAUGGUUUUAUGCAAAACAAUCCAGUUUUGGUUUUGCUGGCACCUUAUAGAAGGCAAAAAACAAACAAACCUUUUACUGCAUUUUUUGUGGUAAAGGACAGAUCUCACAAAUGUUUGUAGUCUUGUAGCAUUUUGUACAUAUGUUUGCUUUUUUGUACAGAGCCAUUUUGUUGAUUUUUUUGAAGAAAAAAAAAAUCAAAUUGCUUAUUUGACCUUCAACGUCCCCCAUUCCAUUAAUAAAACGUCAUUUUCCCAUUUUCUUUUCUUACGCCUCUCAUUUAUAAGCACAUUUGGAUAGUGCAAUUCUGUAAAAUAGCAUUUUAUGCAAAGGUUUUAUGAAUUAUAAUAUGGUUUUACCAGCCAAAUCUUUAAAAAAUGUACAUAUGUCUUUAUUAUGGAGAAAUGUCAAUGACAGUUAAAGAAACAUCUUUGUGCAGCAUACCUUUAUUACCGCAAAUUUCAUGGCAAAAGCUUUAUAUAUUUCAAAGGCUUUCCAUUAUAAACUAGAUGUGCAUGCAGCUUUGCUGUGAGAUGAAUACCUAUCUUUGAUGCCAUUUAUGAUGGAAGACAAAUGUCUGUUGCCUGUGAUAUUUAAAAAAAGAGAACACUUUCUACUCUGUAUCUGAUUUUAAUAGAAUACGUUUUUCAUACCUGGCUUUCAGGUACUUGAUUUUGAAUUCUUACAUGCAAAAGGUGUAUGUGUGUUUUUCCCCCCUUGAAUAGACUUCUAAUAAAAUUUGCUUGAGUACA
This is a messenger RNA of Hemicordylus capensis (graceful crag lizard), 9251 nucleotides long. It is a transcript of the gene SORBS2, whose product is annotated as sorbin and SH3 domain containing 2. NCBI's taxonomy places the organism in Eukaryota, Metazoa, Chordata, Lepidosauria, Squamata, Cordylidae. Gene Ontology annotation, biological process: Notch signaling pathway. The transcript has 33 exons. Gene Ontology annotation, cellular component: synapse; dendrite; neuronal cell body. The record is from RefSeq and is a predicted model, not a curated record. Bases 826 to 6714 code for a protein of 1962 amino acids. Gene Ontology annotation, molecular function: protein binding.